Molecule: messenger RNA, 885 nt
Organism: Trichoderma breve
Lineage: Eukaryota; Fungi; Ascomycota; Sordariomycetes; Hypocreales; Hypocreaceae
Exons: 1
Coding region: 1-885 (294 amino acids)
Source: RefSeq, a predicted model, not a curated record
AUGUGCAAGGAGUAUACGACCAUCGCGAUCUGUGCGCCACAAAAGGCACCUUCCAUGUCUUUCACCUGCGGACAGCUCCAUCAGGUAGUUGAUCGCCGUCAAGUCUGUGACAAGGCUACCGGUUCUUGCAUCUGCUUUGUGGGAACUUGUGGUGCUCUCGAGACUGUCCCAUCCACCCUGAGCAUCCCAAUUGCAUCACUGAAAUCAAUCCGAUGUGUGGCCUGCACUGCCCGAGAGGAAGAAAUCGGCGAUCGACGAUCUAAUGAGGAGCUCAUUGACUCGCCUCUCCUUACCAGAGCUGCUGUCAAGUCAUCCGAAGACAUGCAGCACUUCAAAGAGAUUAUCAAGAGUCUGUGGAAUGGCGAAAACGAGUGUCCUUACCACACGAUGUUAACCACUCGAGAGACGAGUGAAGACACUCCCGUCAUUACCAAGCUUGUGUCAGAUGCGGAUAUGAUCAAAGACGAUGGCAUCUCCAAAGAUCUUCACAUUGCCGACCUUCAUGAAGAAGUUGCAGACGAUAAUGUUUCGGAAGCCUCAAGCAACGCCACCCAUGGUAGUAAUGGCAGUUUGGCCAGCAACUUGUCUCAGGAGAGUAGUAAGAAGAACAAGAAAGACAACAGUGGUCUCGGCCGCAAGGUCGGUCUUCAAGCGAGCAUCUGGGCCAACGCCCCGGCCAAAACUCCCGAGCGUAAGAAGCACAUUGGCUCUCCCAAAUCCCGAAGUCCUGUCAAACGACAGAAACCAGUGGUCUCUCAGGGACAGAAACCGGUGGUCCCCCAGGGACAGAAACCAGCGGUCCCCCAAGCAAUGAAGACGAAGCUUAACCUGCCCCAAAUCGCAGCCGCGAAGAACUUUCUCAAAGCCGCCACGGUUCAAAACUGA